Messenger RNA from Dreissena polymorpha, 3678 nucleotides. Its product is annotated as polyadenylate-binding protein-interacting protein 1-like. The transcript is spliced from 10 exons. Gene Ontology annotation, molecular function: RNA binding; translation activator activity; protein binding. The record is from RefSeq and is a predicted model, not a curated record. Gene Ontology annotation, biological process: regulation of translational initiation. NCBI's taxonomy places the organism in Eukaryota, Metazoa, Mollusca, Bivalvia, Myida, Dreissenidae. The coding region runs from base 143 to 1075 and encodes 310 amino acids.
AACCGGAAAAAGUGACACGAAGUUAAUAGCGAACGGCGAUUAUUUUUUUUAUAGAAGAAUCACGAGAAAUACAUAAACCGUUUUCAUUCACGAAGCAUUUAGGUCUCUUGUCACUUUAUUGUCUUUCACUUAAAUAUACAUUAUGACAUCUAAAUAUGAUGGCAGCGGUGAACCUGACUUUCAAAAUGGCCUAAACGGUCAGUCAUCUACAGCUAGUCCGAAGAAGGCCUAUACCCUAUCUGCUGAUGCCCCAGUAUUCGUUCCAAAAUUUACAAUGGUGCAGCCAAGUUUCCACCAGCCUGUCCCAUUUGAGGCUUGCAUGAAUGAUCAUGAACCAACACAAAGGGAGCUGGAGGACAUGGAGAAGUUUGCUGCGAGGCAUCUGUCGGAGAUCUCGUUCCCGCAAACAGACGACCCAGUCGAGUUGUUCCGCUCUGCUGUGGUCACCUUGACUACAAAGGGAAACGUGGAGGAAUACAUGCGGCCCAUCAUUGGAAGGCUGAAGAAUGGAGUCAGCGAUAAGGCCAUUCUCAAUCAAAUGAUUGACAUUCUGUUUGAUCAUAAUUUGGCAGAGACCAAUUUCAGUUACACAGGUGCUCAAAUCUGCAAAUGUCUUGCAAGUGAACUGAAGUCUCACAGUACGUUCAGCAAUUUCAGAACUCUGUUCCUGAAUAAGUGUAAAAGUGCCUACGACAACAGGGACGCAUGGGUGGCAGACCCUGCCAUGUUCAACCAGCUGUCCAAUCUGGCCAUGUUGAUAGGGCAGCUCUUCCUUGUUUUAGAGGAUGACUCAAAUGGAGAGCCACAGAAGCUGGGGUUCCUGCGUGAAGCAAUCAGCUGUAUGCUUGAGACACUGAUGGCCGAGCCAAACGACGAAAGAAUCAAAACAGCAGCUCAACUCCUUAAGUUGACAGGAUUUGAAAUCACCAAAAAUUCACACUUACCUGGCGACUUUACAGAAGUGUACAACAUAUUUAGGAGUCUAGAAAAGCACCCUUCCUUGAAUCGGACUAGUCAUUGCCUGAUUAACUCCGUGUUGAGUCGUCUGGAGUACAACUGGGGUGUGAGCUCCUGACCUUGUGAGGGCGCGGCCAUCACACCUUGAACAUCACAUGAAUCCACAACAUGUUGUCUGCGAAAAUCUUCUCACAAAGUACUCAAAAAAAACAAAGAAGAAUUAACCUGAAGUUAACAAAAUCGAACCAAUAUUUUAUUUAUCACAAAGUUCUCUUGCUCUGAAUAAGAUAUAAAUACAGGCCUAACUCAAUUUUAUGGUAAAUGAAUAAUACGAGCAUUCACCAGCAUUUAAGCGUUUGAUAGACAUGGUGUGGUUUUGUGCAAUCAUGUGUGAUUUGUUAACGGCCUUGCACUUCAAAAUGUUCUUCCUUUUAGUAUUUUUGGCUUAAAUUUAAUACCAACAUGAAGUUUGGAUUUUAAACCGCAUAUAAUUUUUUGUGUGUGAUAAUUUGGCUUUUUAAAAUAAUUUAAACUAUACCAGGCAACUUUGAUUAUACUAUUGCUAAUAUUUUUGGAUUGGCUUGGUUACCAUUGUAGUGAGAAAAAUGUACACAAGUUAACAAGUAGUCAUGAUAAUAAUUUCAUCAUUAAAAAAUGUGAAUCACAGCUUUAACUUUCAACCAGUGCUUAUACUUUUGAUUCAAGCUAAAUAAAAAUAAACAUAAAGUUAUGCAAAUUUGGCUUAACAUGAAUCUAUUUGGUGACAGCUUUUUCUUCAUAGAGCAUCGCAAUAUUGCUAAAAUUGGCAUACCGCAAAUAUUCGCAUUUAUUUGAAAUAAAAACGCCAAAAGUACCAGAAGGAGAAAACUGCUGUUAAUAACAAACAAAAACAAAACAGACUGUGCAGACAUUGGGCCUCCCUCAAGGAAGUGGUGGCGUGCAUUACCCCACCCCCUCUGGAUCUCGUGUCGAGUGUAUAUACCGUUCAUGAUUAUUGCGACUAUUAUGAUAAUUAUUGUGUAUUCCGCAUGCGCAUUGGGACACAGUAUUUGGUGCAGGAAUGGAUAGUUGUACAUUUAAACAAUGCCAUGGAGAUGGCGUUGUCAGGAUACCUGUGAGGAAAGAGAAUAUUUAAAUCCUUGAUGAAGAAACUGAAUGUACCCAUCAUACCGGGUAGUAUGUAAAUAAUAAUAAGCUGAUACUUUUGUACAAUGUUUUAAGUCAUCAUCAAGAAAAACAGAUUUGUGAAAGAUUUUUGUCUGCUUUGGAAUAUGUAAGCAUCUGUGACACAAAAAAUAGAGAGGCUAUUCAAGAACAGUUGUUGGCGUGUUAGUGAACAGAAAAAUAGGUAUUUACUUUGUCAAGUAUGCUGGUGGUUAGUCAGGGAAAAUAAAUGUCUUCGAUUUUUUUUUUAUAUAAUUAUUUUGAUAUUGAGAAGUUAUUUAUUCCAUGCUUCAAUAGAGAAAUCAAAUCAAAGAACAAGUUUUGAAAAAAGUUUGUUGACAUGAAACUUUCACGUUAUUUCUUUAAUAUGUGUAAAAUUCAAUGAUUUCUGUUAACAAAAUGGCUAAAAAUAAUUAAACAAUACUAGUAUUUACUAGUUCAUCUAUUUUGAUCUGAAAAAGUAUGCAUUUAACAGGCUUAGAUAAAAAAAAAUAUUGAGAUUAUAAACAACAUAACUGAAGUUUUCUAUAAGGAGCAUUGUGAAUAUAUUGGGUCGAUGUUUUGGACUUCAAUUUGUCAUCAUUUUGCUGGAAUGAAAAAAGAAAACAUGAACUGCCUGAGUAUUAAUCUUGUAGAUGAAUAUCCAUAAAGUGCUGUUUAAGAAGUUCAUAUGGUGUUUUGUACUGAAAGACAUUGCUUGAUAAAGAAAAAACACCCAUGUGCUUAGGCUUGCGUAGUGAUUGCUAUUUGUGGCAUUGGUAACUUCUUCACAAAGUGUAAGUGUGAGAGGUUAUCUCUUAGUAUAUGGUUGUUAAAGAAGGGCUCCUGGAUAUUGUAGAAUUGUGUAUGUGAUUUUUAUUAUUUCAUUGCAAGAUUGAUGUAUUAUUUUGUUGCUCAAAUGUGCACACGGUAUACAUAUCUCCUGUUUUGAAAUUAGUCAGGUCAGUUGUUCCUUUUAGCCAAAAAAAACUUCUGCAAUAGGACAUACGGCCAGUCUUGAAUGAACUGUAAAUUAUAAUACAUAACCUAUAAUUGAAGUAAAUUAGUAAAGAUGGGGUUUUCCAUGACCAAAAACACUUUUGUUUUAUUUUUUAAACGUCCGACUUGUACUUAUUUUAUGGGAGUGUUUCAUGUAAACAUGUUUUAAUGUUUAAAACAAGUUAUCAAUUUGGUACAAAUUAUCCCCAUGAUAAAAUUGCUGUCGAUGAUAAUUCAAAAUAAACUGUCAGAAGUAAUCUUUUAGAAAGUUUAUACUUUGUGUGUCACUUAAAUAGUCAAUGGAGUUUCCAAGUACAGUCACAAUAUCAAGUUUAAAUCGUUUAAAUCAAGUUUAUGGGACAUUAAUUUAACAGUUUGUGGCAUUUGACCUUACGAAGGCUAGCUUUUCAAGGGGAGGUUAAUAAGAUGAACUUGUGCAAUGGUAUGGCCAUAUUGACCUUGGAGAUGUAGUUGUCAGGGAGUCUAAGUUAUUUUGUGUUCUUGUGCAUGAGCAGCUGAUUCCACCUGUUAAACAUAUACCAUUAUAUUUUGUCUGAAAUAAAACGUUUCCAGGGGGAA